CCGAUUUCCGAAGUUCUGACUUCGCUCCGCAGUGAUCAACACUCUAAAUCUUUCUAUCAACGCACCUUCACAUUUUUUGCUUUGUUUUUUAUAUUGAGUAACUAUCGAUUAAAACCAUGAGUGGUUGGAAUUUGGUUAAAAAAACAAUAUUUAAGAAUGGAAGUCUCAUGAGACAAAUUCGACCUUUACAUACGACGCCUGCGCUGAACUUCAAGGGAGUAGCUAAAAGAGAAUCACUGAACUCCGAUUUCAUAUUAGAUUUACAUUAUGAAUUCCAUUACCGUGAUCAAAUACCGUUUACAAAAGAAGAUGAGAAGAAAAAUUUAAUUGCUGAUAUUUCAAUGGGUGUAGUUAUGGCCUUUGUUAUUUAUAAAUGCUAUUCUGAAACUGAACAUUUGGUUGGAGAUUUUGAAUAUCCUGAUCCUUCAAAAUGGACAGAUGAAGAAUUAGGUGUACCAUCAGCUGAAUAAAAAUAGAAAACUAUUCAGUUCACUUUUAGUAUAUAUUUAAAUAAAAAUAAAAUAUUUUGAAUAA
Sipha flava (yellow sugarcane aphid) is the source of this 534-nucleotide messenger RNA. RefSeq names its product NADH dehydrogenase [ubiquinone] 1 beta subcomplex subunit 2, mitochondrial-like. The record is from RefSeq and is a predicted model, not a curated record. Lineage: Eukaryota; Metazoa; Arthropoda; Insecta; Hemiptera; Aphididae. Gene Ontology annotation, cellular component: mitochondrial inner membrane. The transcript is spliced from 3 exons. Bases 117 to 470 code for a protein of 117 amino acids.